GGAAACAUCUCUUAUCUCCGGGACAUAAUUAAGUGUUACCACUAAGGCUUCCCAAGCAGGUAUAUUAAGAGCUCAUUAGCAGUAGUCUCAACUUAUUGUUUUGUUCCCUUGUUGCAAAAAAGAAAAUUCUUUCAUAAAGUCUCAAUAGUUUAAUCAUGAAGUUUUUCGAUGCACCUGCGCCAAACCCCAUGGCAGUCCGUUUGUUCGUACUAGAACGUGGCGGCCUCAGUUUCAACGUUGAAACAAUUGACAUCAUGAGCCUCCAAAAUCGACGCCUUACAUACCGUGCGAUUAACCCCCGUGGCGAGGUUCCAGCCCUUCAACUUGACAAUGGCACUAUCCUCACUGAAAUCACCGCCAUUUACGAAUACUUCGACGAAAUUGCUGUUGGUGGUACGUCUCUUUUCGGCACCACCCCGGAGCAGCGUGCUGAGACUCGCAUGUGGCUCCGAAGAAUGGACCUGGAGAUUUGUCAACCUGUUAUCGCUUGGUUUAGGAAUGAUCCCACGACUUUGGAUUUCUAUAAGGGAAAUCGACUUCCGACCCCGGAGGCGAGGGUGAAUCAGAAAGUGAUGAUCAAUCAAGCCCUGAACAUGCUGGAUGAUCAAUUGGAGGGAAAGGUCUGGUUAUGUGACAACAGAUUUUCUGCAGCAGAUAUUCACCUUUACGGAUUGAUGAAGAUGAUGACUAUGCAAGUAUGUGAUUGGAUGCUGUUGCCUGGACGAGAGAAUUUCCUCGCAUAUUGGAAGAGAUUGGAAGAGCGGGAUGCUUCCCAGAAGGCCUUGCAAGGUUUCCCAGCUCACGUCGCUGUUUGAAAGUUUUCACCUCUUGUGUGUUGUGUUGCUGUCAUCGGUUUUAUUCUGAAGAACAUCUUUCAAUACCUAGAAACGAAUUAGACUAUUUUAAUGUAUUAGAUAAAAUCCCCUUUGAAGCAGCAUUACAACUCGCAGCCCAGUUAUAUAUAGCUUCAAAUAAUCUUUCGCAGCGGAUCCUACGAAGCCGGAUUUGGGGGCCCAUCAUGCUUCUGUAGUCAUGCAGCAGCUCUCUCUAUCUGUGUUCGGAGGUAGGGGAUAAAUAUUUAUGGGACCGAAAAUCUCUAUUUUUCUCCGGAGGCAGUCUUCUUAUCCUUUAUGGGAACACCUGACUGAAACAAGAAUGAAA
This is a messenger RNA of Aspergillus alliaceus, 1161 nucleotides long. RefSeq names its product glutathione S-transferase family protein. Bases 156 to 815 code for a protein of 219 amino acids. The record is from RefSeq and is a predicted model, not a curated record. The transcript has a single exon. NCBI's taxonomy places the organism in Eukaryota, Fungi, Ascomycota, Eurotiomycetes, Eurotiales, Aspergillaceae.